AUGUUGAGCCCACCAUUAUAUUGUUCAAUCUGUUCAGCACCCUGCCUUCUUCCCCGUCUACCACUCCCCAACCCGUAUAUGGCUUCGGGAUCAUCGUACUCAUCCUCUGCUUCUGGUAUUAAUGCAGAAUAUGAUCCGGAAGAAUGGUUAUCUGCUUGGUAUUGUUUACGUCUAUCAUCAGGAUUAACUGAUCCACUUCCUUUCCUGUUUUCUUCUAUGGAGCCUUCUUCACUUCCAAUUCCACUUCCACUUGGUAUUGCGUCCUCUCAAGUGAAAGUGAAAUCGGGGCGACGUAUCGAUCCACCCAGAAGGAUUAUACCUAUCCAUUCAUAUUGUGUAUCAAUCAUCCGAUCUACGACCCGUAAAUCCCUGAACAACAGUAAGACGCACGAAGAAGGUGUCUUGUUGAGUUGGUCAUUACCUAGAUGGACAGGACAUGGUCCAUGGUCAAACCAAGCUGAAGAUAAAGCGUUCGCUGUUCCAGAAGGACUGAAAGAUCGUAAAGGCAAAAAAGAACCGGUCGUUAUGACCCCUGGUUAUUGGGGUGGCAUGUUCGAUAUGAGAGAAAGAUUCGCUAGGAACGGGAAUCAUCUAUUGGAGGAUGACUUGAUAUCACCCUUGACGAUUUCCAAACCAACAUUAAUUAUGUCCACUUUCAACGACAUCUUAUUAAAUAACCAAGUUCGACCUGAACAGAGUUCCCUUAUGACAAAAUUACCUUUACCCAUCCUCAAUCGCAUAUUCCAUUUCCUGUUAGACGAUACACCACUUCCAUCAUUAGCUUCCUGCAGGGAAACAGAGAGGAAAGCCGAUACAACUCCGAUCCUUGAUCCAAUCUCAAUCAAUUCAUUCCAAUCAGUGUCUUUUACAUGUUCCGAGCUAUAUUAUAUAUCUUUACCAUCUUCUAUAUGGGUGAUGUUAAUAUUGGAUUCAGUUAAAUCUUUUAGGAACUCGUGUUUGCAGAGAUGGAGAGCUAAUCCCACUGGUGUAGGAUCAGCUUCGCAAUUAUGGUCAGCUUUAGAGGAAUCAUUCGAUAAUCCAAUCAGAGAUGCCAUAUGUUUGGCUUGGACAGAUCGAGGGGAAAUCGAACAAGAACACGGAUGGGAAAUGAAAGAUGUGUGGUAUUGGUGGAAUUAUGAUAAAUCAUGGAAAAAUAGAAGGCGCGUUUGGAGAUGUGCUAUUUGGGCUACGGCAACGGCUAGAGACGCCGAUUGGUGGUGA
Molecule: messenger RNA, 1221 nt
Organism: Kwoniella shivajii
Lineage: Eukaryota; Fungi; Basidiomycota; Tremellomycetes; Tremellales; Cryptococcaceae
Exons: 2
Coding region: 1-1221 (406 amino acids)
Source: RefSeq, a predicted model, not a curated record